Messenger RNA from Leptomonas pyrrhocoris, 1922 nucleotides. RefSeq lists its product as hypothetical. Bases 105 to 1922 code for a protein of 605 amino acids. The transcript has a single exon. The record is from RefSeq and is a predicted model, not a curated record. NCBI's taxonomy places the organism in Eukaryota, Euglenozoa, Kinetoplastea, Trypanosomatida, Trypanosomatidae.
AGAACCAAGGCACAAAUACGCAGCUUCCUCCACUGCGGUCUGCUCCACCGCCCGCGGCGCCCAAACACUAAGCGAACACCACCACAAAAAAACCGUCGUAAGCUAUGUCAAACAAGCGAAGACGCUGCUCGUUAGACAUUUUGGGUGGCAUUGACGAUCUCCUCGGCAUCUCCGCCGUGUCCCCGCUGACGUCCUCUGCGUGCGAUGAUGAACAGAACGCUUCUUUUUCGCGUGAUAACGAACCACGAAGCUCACACAAGGUGGACGGAGAGGAGCGCUUUGCCGGCUCUUCUCCCGUGCGGAAAUGUCUGCGUGCGUGUUACUCCCCUGCGAGCACGCCAUCCUCCUCGACUGCUCCCUCCGUCGGCACCAACACCUCCGUUGCAACGACAAUAGACGGCUUAGGCGGCGACGAAAUCGACUUACUGCGCCGCAGGGAUGAGGAAAUGGCGGACAUGGCGCUCUUUCUUGCCAAAGCCAUUGGCGAGGCACCGUCGCAGCUGUCCCUGAGCGAACUGGUCAGCUUUCUGGAAAAGGUCGGUGUUCCGCGAGUCCUGCUCGCCUUGAAGCGUGCGGAGGCCACGGAGGCGUUUGUGGAUGCCCUCUUUCGUGCGCACCCGAAUCAGGCGCAACGCGUCCUCCUUCUUCGGCUCCUUUUGGAGUUCCUUCACUUUGUCGAGGCCGAAGUCUUUUUUCAAAGAGGCGUAAUAGUCUUUCUGGUAGAGUCGCUGGCUCCACCCGACACUUCUCAACCAUCGGCGAGCAUGCCGUCGUCAUCGCUGAGUGCGGCGGUGCACUGGUCCGCGCGAAAGAAAUGCGUGUCUCCGUCCGUUGCAUCAGUGAGCGGUGCAUCUUCACCGUCACCCACGGAAAGUUGCAGCGACGAACUGGAUGAUCGCACGCAGGGGCUCUGCCUUGCCAGCUCUACGGACGCUUCGUCUUCUGCCACUAACGCUACCAGCGCCCUGCUCUCUCUUAAGGCGUUGCUCACACUUGUGUUUCAACACAAUAGAAGCCUCCAUCUUGCGAGUCCGUCAGCCUUUUCGGUUUCUCUGAGCUUUGCCCACGCCGGCGGUUUAGAGCGCGUUGGCCAACUGCUGCUCAAUGAAAACGAGCGCGAGUGGACGCUGUCGCUGCUGGAGGUGCUAACCACCACCGAUGUGCUGCGACGCGAGGGAGGGCGACUGCUGCAGCUCGUGCCGGCGCUGGUGGGCCUACUCAGCACGGUGGCUCAAGCUGCGCAGGUGUCUGUACUGAAAGUCAUAACGAACAUCACCAAUCUCGUGCCGUCCGCCCUCUCAGAGACCGACACAGCGCAGACAUUUGCGGAGUUUAUUCAGCGCGUUCUCCUCCAGCCCAGCGUGGACGGUGACUUGGAUGGACGGGAGACGUUUGCGCUCUGCUGCGCCAUCAACGUGGUUAAGCACGAGGCAAAGGAGGGCUCUGCCGUGCAGCCCACCUUCACCCGCGCCAUUAUGGCCUGCGCAGAACUUCUUCCCGCGCUGGCGGAGAGCAUGACAAAGCGCUACCGCUGCAGUGACGCAGAGCAACUGGUGCUGAGUGGAUACACGGCUCUUCUCUUAGGUGCGCUGUCGUUGGUUGACGUGGGGGACGCGGAGAUCUCCAGUCUGCGCGUGCCAGUCAUGACAGCCGUUGCGGCGGCCUCUCGAGGGACGCGUAUCGGUAAAUCCACAGAUCGUCAGCCCAUGCGAAUGGUGGCGGCGAUCAUUCAGGAGUUUCUUCUUUUUCAGAGCUCCUCCGGCACGUUGACGAAGGAGGCGCUGGUGGACACGGAUUUUCUCGUGAGUCGCAUUCGACAACACAGCCGCAUCGUGGUGGCCAAUGCCACGGAAAGUGAAGCUUCACCGAGCACAGCAGAAGACAGUGGUGACAUGGAGGUAACGCUAGGUGAUAUGUUAUAG